CCGCCCGCAGACGCUCGGAACUACCGAUCCGAGAGCUACCCGGAGAGGGCCGGCGGCGGGAGUGGAGUGGGUUGCGCGGGGCCGAGCCGGGCCGGGGGCCGUUUGGGGGCCGGGCGGCGGCCGGGCCGGCGGACGGCGGGAUGGGCUGCACCGUGAGCGCUGAGGACAAGGCGGCAGCCGAGCGCUCCAAGAUGAUCGACAAGAAUCUACGGGAAGACGGAGAGAAGGCAGCGCGGGAGGUGAAGUUGCUGCUGUUGGGUGCUGGUGAGUCGGGAAAGAGCACCAUUGUCAAGCAGAUGAAGAUCAUCCACGAGGACGGCUACUCCGAGGAGGAAUGCCGGCAGUACCGAGCAGUCGUCUACAGCAACACCAUCCAGUCCAUCAUGGCCAUUGUCAAAGCCAUGAGCAAUCUGCAGAUUGACUUUGCCGAUCAGUCCCGCCAGGACGACGCCAAGCAGCUGUUCGCACUGGCCAGCGCGGCCGAGGAGCAGGGCGUGCUCCCCGAGGACCUGUCCAGCAUCAUCCGGAGGCUCUGGGCUGACCACGGUGUGCAGGCCUGCUUCAGCCGCUCUCGGGAGUACCAGCUCAACGACUCUGCUGCCUACUACCUGAAUGACCUAGAGCGCAUUGCGCAGAGCGACUACGUCCCCACACAGCAGGACGUGCUGCGGACCCGCGUGAAGACCACGGGCAUCGUGGAGACGCACUUCACCUUCAAGGACUUGCACUUCAAGAUGUUCGAUGUGGGCGGACAGCGGUCUGAGCGGAAGAAGUGGAUCCACUGCUUCGAGGGCGUCACAGCCAUCAUCUUCUGUGUGGCCUUGAGCGCCUAUGACCUGGUGCUGGCCGAGGACGAGGAGAUGAACCGCAUGCACGAGAGCAUGAAGCUGUUUGACAGUAUCUGCAACAACAAGUGGUUCACGGACACAUCCAUCAUCCUCUUCCUCAACAAGAAGGACCUGUUUGAGGAGAAGAUCACACACAGUCCCCUGACCAUCUGCUUCCCAGAGUACACAGGCGCCAACAAGUACGACGAGGCGUCCAGCUACAUCCAGAGCAAGUUCGAGGACCUCAACAAGCGCAAGGACACCAAGGAGAUCUACACGCACUUCACAUGCGCCACCGACACCAAGAACGUGCAGUUUGUGUUCGACGCCGUCACCGACGUCAUCAUCAAGAACAACCUGAAGGACUGCGGCCUCUUCUGAGGGGCUGCCGACCUGGCAGGAUGGGCCACCGCCAACUCUGCUCCCCCCCAGCCCCUGAGGAAGAUGGGGACAAGAGGACCACGCUCUCCACCUGUCCCUCCCCAGCCGCUUUUCUCCUCUUUUCUCCGUUCUUGGCUGCCCCCUUCCCCUCCCUCAGUUCCAGAGACUUGGGGGAGGGGUUGCCACAGGCCUCCCUAUUCAAAGCCCACUCUUGUCCCAGGUGCUGGGAGUGGCCUCGGUACCCCCUUCUUGGGCGUCUGUUCUGGUUUUAACCCUUGUCUUAUUCUGGGACAGGGGAGCGGAGCACAUGCUGAGUCUCCUAAGACCUGUGUCUGGAGGGGCACCCACUUCUCCAGCCUGGGACCCCUGGCUUCGCCCAACACCAGCCCCUGACCCAGCCUGAGUCCAAAAUGUUUACAGGGAGCCUCCUGUCCCCCCCCCCCCCCGCAGCCGCUCGGAGGCCCCAAAGGAAAAGCACAAGAAGCGGGUGACGCCACCGCUCCUGGAGACCACAGUUUGCCUGCUCGUUCUCGUAGCUUUUUAAAAAAAAAAAGUAAAGGAAAAAACCUGCAAACCUAGAACACUUUUUAGAGAAAAACUAUUUAAAACUGUCCGACCCUGACCAGCUCCCACCCAGCCCCCAUUCCAGCAAUUCCGUGCCUUGAGUGUGUCCGCGUGUUUACACCUGCCCACUCCUGCUGGCGCCCCGCGCGGGCCACACCCCCACCUUGCCCUCCACUCCGCGCGGCCAGUGGGGCUGUUCCGGACAACUGCCAGCGUCUCGGAAGGCUGCCCCAGCAGCCCUGGGCCCCGGCUCCAUUAACCUCCACGUAGCUCCUUAGCGCUAACCUAGGAACCACCGCUGCCUGCUGAGGGGCCAUGUCCCUCAUGCCCUCCCCCCAGGUCGGGCGUUGAACACUUCCUUGCUUUUUUCACGUUUUAUGGAAUUGUUCACCUGGUUUGAAAUAAUAAAAUGUAGAAAGAAAAAUA
Molecule: messenger RNA, 2198 nt
Organism: Artibeus jamaicensis (Jamaican fruit-eating bat)
Lineage: Eukaryota; Metazoa; Chordata; Mammalia; Chiroptera; Phyllostomidae
Gene: GNAI2
Product: G protein subunit alpha i2
Exons: 9
Coding region: 141-1208 (355 amino acids)
Biological process (GO): gamma-aminobutyric acid signaling pathway; adenylate cyclase-modulating G protein-coupled receptor signaling pathway
Cellular component (GO): heterotrimeric G-protein complex
Molecular function (GO): GTP binding; G protein-coupled receptor binding; G-protein beta/gamma-subunit complex binding
Source: RefSeq, a predicted model, not a curated record